AUGUACAGCAGACCGAUAAGAACUUCACUCGAAUUGCUGCGACCGCCCCGUAGACCAGUACCACAACCAGUGUCAGAUUCGCCUGCCUUGCGAACCUUUAAUAAGGAAGAUAAGGUUUUCGCUAAAGUGUAUGCGAGUAAUAAGUGGACUUGGGUGCCCGGAGUCAUAAUGGAAAAACUUAGCAGAGUAAUGUAUAACGUCUGGGUCAACAAUAGUAAAAUGAUUCGCUCGCACAUUAAUCAGCUUAAAAAACCUGCCUCCUCUGCGCCGGUGAACGAUGAGCCAGUGCUCGUCCCAGAGCCAGCCGAUAAUGGUGCUUCAUCCUCAUCAUCGUCAACAUCAUCGGAUUUCCAGUCAGCAGCUGAGACUUCACCUGUAGUUCCUCUUCCCAGGCGCUCUUCUCGACCUCGAAGACCGCCGCAGUGGUACCAGGGACACCACAGAUAUUAA
Messenger RNA from Wyeomyia smithii (pitcher-plant mosquito), 450 nucleotides. RefSeq lists its product as uncharacterized. The transcript is spliced from 2 exons. The coding region runs from base 1 to 450 and encodes 149 amino acids. NCBI's taxonomy places the organism in Eukaryota, Metazoa, Arthropoda, Insecta, Diptera, Culicidae. The record is from RefSeq and is a predicted model, not a curated record.